AUGGAUAAUGAUAUAUUCUUUAAAACAAUUAGAAAUAUCUAUCUUUUCAAAAGUAUAUUUAAUCAGGUGACUCAAAUACACAAGACUUUAGGAAAGAAAUCAUAUACAAUCAAAGAUGUAUUGUUUGCAUGGGCAUCAAAGAAUGGGUAUGAUAGAUUGGUCAUUGAAAAGUUUAGAUUGUAUCCACAAUCACUUAAAGAUCAAUUAAACAAAUACAACUAUACCAAUGCAGCGAUCGCAGAUGCUGUACUUUUAAACAAGUACCUUGUUUUAGAUGAUUAUAAAAAGGUACUUGGUAUGGAAACCAAUAAUUUUAUCAGGUUGUUGGAUAGUCUGGCAAUGAAUCAUCAAUGGUAUAGAGACGAUGCAUGCAAGUUGAUUGAAGCUAUAGAAUACACUAAAACGCAAUUAGUAGGUAAACGACAAUACCGACAAGACGAAUUCCUCUACUAUUACAGUACCAAGAUCGUCACUGCUACCAUUCAAUCCAAUAAUCUACAAGCUGUACAAUAUGUACUCGAAAAACUAGUUUACACUGCCAAACUUGUUCCUCAAUCGAUUAUAGUGUUUGCAUGUGGACAACUACCAACUCUUGGACAAAGUACACUCAUUUUAGAGUACCUCAUCAAAAAGUAUAAAAAUGAAGUCUACCCUUCACUUUUAAAUAUCAAGUCGAUUGUAAUGCACGGAAACUACAAUCUAAUAGAGAUAUUGUUAAAUAAUGGCAUCAAAGAAACAAAAGAAUAUAUAACACCAACCAUAGUAGAGAUUGCAUGUUACAAUGGACAAUAUGAUUUGGUUGUCUAUCUACUCUCACAAAUUAAAAAUAUAUCAAAUGAUCUAUCUUUAUCACGUGUACUUUUAAUGGCUGCUAAAAGUAGUAAUUUAAAAUUAUUAAAAUAUUUGUAUGAAAACAUAAACAUUGAUUGUGGACCACUUGAAGUAAUACUUUCAGAGUUUAUAAAAUAUAAUGAAAAUGAUAAACUUUAUUAUAUUUCAUACCCGGAUCCUACCAAAACCUAUUUCUAUAAUCGACUCUCCAAAGAACCCAGCAACCAUAACCACGACCACGACCAUGAUCAUGACGAGGAAUAUCAAUUAAAAAAGUAUCAAGAAAUCAUUGAUUACCUCAAGAGUAUAUACACCACGGAAUCGAUACAAUUCUUUGGAGAUCAAAUGAAUCAAGAUGGAUCAACUAAAUAUACUCUCAUCCAAAUGCACAAUAUGUUUGGUAAAUCAUCACACUGGUGGACAUCUAAAUUACAGUAUUAUUUUCCUGAAUUUGAAUAA
Messenger RNA from Cavenderia fasciculata, 1290 nucleotides. RefSeq lists its product as uncharacterized. The transcript is spliced from 2 exons. NCBI's taxonomy places the organism in Eukaryota, Evosea, Eumycetozoa, Acytosteliales, Cavenderiaceae. Gene Ontology annotation, molecular function: protein binding. The record is from RefSeq and is a predicted model, not a curated record. Bases 1 to 1290 code for a protein of 429 amino acids.